This is a messenger RNA of Symbiodinium natans, 1143 nucleotides long. The record is from the annotation of a GenBank genome assembly. Lineage: Eukaryota; Dinophyceae; Suessiales; Symbiodiniaceae.
AUGACGAAGGAGUUUCUCCUGACCGUGUACAGCAAGCACAAUGGCAGUCCAAAUGAGCUUUCGUUGUACGACACCAAAUCCAAGCGCCUCUUCCUAAAACGCGGAGUUUAUGACCAAGAUGGGGCCUUCAGAUUGGACGAUUUAUUCAUUGGCGCGGAGUUGACUGUAUGCGCACGAAAGUUGAAGAUAAUCUCGUAUGGCGAUGUGCCGACCCAACAUUUGUUCGAGAAAAAUUGCGAGCAGGUCUACACCGUCAUAGCAGGGACUGCACUUGCGGACCUCGGGAAUCUCUUCAGUCUUGCUCAUGACAGAGGAUUUUCGAUCAAGCGUGUGAUGAGCUUAGUGACGGGUGACAUAGGUGCUUGUCGUGAAUGUCGAGCGUGCUUGCGAGUUGCUGCACCCUUCGGGCAGGUGAAGACCUUCAGCAGCGGGCACAUGACCGUGCACAUAGAGCUGGUUGGUCUUGCCCUUAGGAAUCUUCGGAGAGUUCGGAAAGUCAGUGCAGCACGUGUCUGCCCCAGAAUGUUCUGGGCAGGCCAGGGUGGUGUCGAGGGCUGGCGGGAGGCAGUGAAGCAAGCUCUGGGUGAUGCGGCUCAGGAGUGGUCGCCACUAGUCUUCCCUGUCGCUCAGGCUGUUCAGGUUGAAGCCGUCAGCUUGGACAGCGAGAAGGCCGCAUGCAAUCCGGGAAGGAAAGGCAGCGGUGACGGCCUGGCUUUACGGCUCCUAGCCUGUCUGCAAUUGCACAGGUUGCAGAUAUCCGCGAUGCAGACUUACGUGCUGCUGAAAAGCCAGGCGGAAAAUUUCUACGAGGUGUACAAGACUGUUCUUCCAAGUGCACAGUAUGCCUCCAUGAUCACAGAGCUAGCUUCGGGCCUGUGCCUUGCCAUGGAGGUCCGCGGCGACAACGUGGUAACCAGGCUCAGAGAGCUGUGUGGACCAUUUGACAUUGAAAUUGCCAAGCAUUUGCGCCCCGACACAAUCCGGGCCUGUCAUGGUCGCAACAACGUGCACAAUGUCGUGCACUGUACAGAUCUUGCAGAGGACGCUGGCAGCGGCACAGUGCUUGAGUGCAGAAUGCCAGAAGCAUGUUUGCGUGUAUUUCCCGCCGCUGUUUUCUGGUCCUCUCUAGCAGGACAUGAGUGA